AUGGACCAAACUGUCAAGGUCGGUGCAGUGCAAGCAGAGCCUGUAUGGCUCGACCUUGAAGGAAGUGUUGACAAAACCAUCUCCCUGAUCGAGAAAGCUUCCGCCGAUGGAGUUCAAGUCCUUGGGUUUCCCGAAGUUUGGAUCCCCGGUUAUCCAUGGCAGAUGUGGACCUCGCCAGUCAUCAACAACGGGGGUUGGAUCCACGAGUACAUGGCCAAUUCAAUGCGCCGAGACUCACUUCAGAUGAAACGAAUCCAGCGAGCCGUCAAGAAAGCAGGUAUGCUCGUCGUUCUCGGGUACAGUGAGCGAGAUGGAAUCAUUCAUCAUCGACGAAAGGUCAAGCCAACUCAUGUAGAACGAACAAUCUGGGGUGAAGGACAAGCCGAGUCGCUCCAAGUCGUCGCUGAUUCCAAGUUCGGAAAGGUUGGCGCACUGAAUUGCUGGGAGCAUUUGCAGCCAUUGCUUCGAUACAAUGAAUAUGCACAGGGUGUGCAGAUCCAUAUCGCCAGCUGGCCAGCUGAGUUCGAGAUGCCAGACCCUGAAAAAAUUGCUUGA
Molecule: messenger RNA, 555 nt
Organism: Fusarium musae
Lineage: Eukaryota; Fungi; Ascomycota; Sordariomycetes; Hypocreales; Nectriaceae
Exons: 3
Coding region: 1-555 (184 amino acids)
Molecular function (GO): catalytic activity
Source: RefSeq, a predicted model, not a curated record